Molecule: messenger RNA, 859 nt
Organism: Ochotona princeps (American pika)
Lineage: Eukaryota; Metazoa; Chordata; Mammalia; Lagomorpha; Ochotonidae
Gene: SPACA9
Product: sperm acrosome associated 9
Exons: 4
Coding region: 155-832 (225 amino acids)
Cellular component (GO): ciliary base; acrosomal vesicle; sperm flagellum
Source: RefSeq, a predicted model, not a curated record
GCCAGGGCGCGGCGUCGUACGGCAUCACCGCGCGCCGGCCGUCGCGCAGGUCCCUGCCGGCCGGAGCGCCCCAGCCGCCGCGGUCCUCGCUGCCCUCGGCCGGACCUCCUCAGCAGACGCGCUCCGUAGGCCUGGAGCUCGGGGGACCACGAACAUGAACGAGGUGAAGGAAUGCCUGCGCAGCAUCGAGCAGAAGGACAAGCUCUUUCAGCAGCAGCAGUUCACGUUCAUUGCCGCCCUGGAGCGCUGCCGGGAGAGCGCCCACGACAAGAUCCGGCCUAUUUCCAGCAUCGGACAGGUGCAGAGCUACAUGGAGCACUACUGCAACAACUCCACGGACCGGCGGAUCCUGCUCAUGUUCCUGGACAUCUGCUCGGAGCUGAACAAGCUGUGCCAACGCUUUGAGGCCCUGCACUCCGGCACCCCCGUCACCAACAACCUCCUGGAGAAAUGCAAAACCCUCGUCAGCCACAGCAACGACCUGAGCAGCCUCAGGGCCAAGUACCCACACGACGUGGUGAACCACCUGAGCUGUGACGAGGCCAGGAACCACUACGGGGGCGUGGUCAGCCUCAUUCCCAUCGUGCUGGACUUGAUGAAAGAAUGGAUCGCUCACUCGGAGAAGCUGCCCCGGAAAGUGCUGCAGCACGUGAGUGAGCUGCCAGCGCAGCGACAGGCCACCGCAGGGGCAGCCCGUCCCGUGCGAGCCGCGGGCCCCCAGCUGUGGCUCACAAAACACAAGUGUCAACUGGCGAAAGACGGCCCCACAGCCAGGGGGGAAGGCAGGAAAUUUUCCAAACCUCCCUGGCGGCCACCCGGUGGGAAGCUGUAAGCAAGCCGGGGUGGGGGCGUGCUGUGC